This is a messenger RNA of Hyla sarda, 1137 nucleotides long. RefSeq names its product intraflagellar transport associated protein (gene IFTAP). The transcript is spliced from 6 exons. Lineage: Eukaryota; Metazoa; Chordata; Amphibia; Anura; Hylidae. Gene Ontology annotation, cellular component: 9+0 non-motile cilium; cytosol. The coding region runs from base 161 to 697 and encodes 178 amino acids. Gene Ontology annotation, biological process: spermatogenesis; acrosome reaction. The record is from RefSeq and is a predicted model, not a curated record. Gene Ontology annotation, molecular function: intraciliary transport particle A binding.
UCUUUCUGUCUUGCUUCCCAGCGUUCUGUGAACAAACGAACUACAUUUCCCAUCGGCCGUUUUUGUUUCCUCCACAAUGGACGGCUCUUUCGUCCAUGUUGCUUUCUGAUCUCUUGCUGUAGUGCUGGGACUGUCAGGUCCCAGGUCUCAGUCCCAGGUCAUGUUUGAUGACAUACAGAAGAUCCAGACCUCACCAGGGACACAAGAUAUGACAGAUGUUACCAACGUACAAGAUGAACCCGAGCAGUUGACAAUCGGUGAAGGGACUACGGUGGGCCACUGCCAUAGCCUUACCUAUUCGGGCAGAGUACAGGUGGACAAUUAUUUCCAUUCUUCAGAUAUCGACAGAGACUCCGACAAUGAGGAGACAAGUCCAAGUGUUUUGCUAUUCCCGGGAGAGGCUGACGUAGAAUUGGCUGGUGAUAAGAAGCCCGUGGUGAGAAAUACAUGCUUACAGAUUCACACUUCCUCCACGCUGGAGAGUCCGGCAGAAGAGCACCUCAGUGACGAGGUCCGGCCCUUCUCUCUAGACCAAAGCUUUGACUACGACCGGGUGGCGCUGACCUCUAAACUCUCCGAGCAGGAGAUGAACUUCCUGAGACUGAGAGAACCUGGUAAGGAGGAGGAGACGGAGAGCGGGAGACCUGAGGAAGGAUUCUCGGAGCUGCCGCUCUGCCCAUCACCCGCUCUUGUUUAGGGAUGACGGAGACAAAGUCGCGCACGUUCCCAGCCUUGUGUUUUGAAAGGAGAAUACUAAAAGAGAUCAAAUGCAAUUAGCGAGUGGCAGAUUGAUGGCGAGAUGGGCACCAUAUUGAGUUCAUAUAAUGUGAUUAGUACUUGGCGUACGCGCGGCGCGGGCGAUGCUUAGCAGCCGCCGCUCAUUCCGGUUGUCAGGUGUGUAGACAAUGCUCUGCUGGUGCCGGCCUCAUGCUGCUCCUUUUCACUUGUUGUCUAACAUGGUGAAUGGGUUUUGUUUGCUUGUGUCUAUGUGUUUUGUUAGGGGCCAGCCAGCAGGACCGCCAUCUCCUGGGAGGGGUAGACGGCCCCUAAAGCACUGCAACACGUCAGUCUUAUCUCGGUAAAUUGGAAACAGCUAAAUGCAGUGAAAAGAAAAUAAUAAAAUCCAGUCAAUUGAGA